UCAAAUUUUCAUUUUUGGGUGAACUAUCCCUUUAAGCUCUUACAGUGAUUUUUUAGUACAGGUUUGUACUAUUAUAGUGGAUAAAAACAAGAAGACAAUAUAAGUUAUAACCGUAAUUAAACUAAACUAUAUCUGUUCUAUCUCCAUGCAGCAUAUAUUCACAGUUUCUGACAUUAUAGUGUGUCCUGACUAAAUCCUGACACCGGAGAAUCAGCUCUUGAAGCUCCGCCCUCUUAGGCCGAGCACAGCAGCUCAUUUACAUUUAAAGGGCACACACUGAAACGGCACGUUUUUGCUCAACCCCAAAAAGUGGCAGUUUUAACAUGCUAUAAAAAAUUAUCUGUGGGGUAUUUUGAGCUCUGAGACACUGAACACACUUGUAUGUAAAAGAACAUGAGCACAUACUGUACAUUGAUGCAAUUAAAUCACACUAAGCCAUUUCACAAUCUGAGUUUUAUUUUAGUUAAUGUGCAGCCCUACUAUUAAUUACUACUUAAUCAGGAAUAUUCCUUUGAUGCCACACAGAUUCUCACCUAGGCCCUGUGCCGAGAGUAUUGUGACCUUUGGGAUGGGUCUGUUGGCAUUGGCAUUGACGGAGCUGUCUGACGCUGCAUUAUGUGAAUUUCAACUCAAUAUGCUGAUGAUACUGUCUUAAUUUAUUCCAUUAUUCUCUUGUGGCCCGUUCAUAUAGUGAAACAAAUGAGAAGAAUAGUAUUUCGUGUUAGACAGAACCUAAACAUUCAACAUUAGUGGGCUGACUUACUUUUCACCAUCAGUCGCGCGCACUUGAGGACUAACACUAACCCAGUUCUUGGCUAAUUUUCAGUCAGGCUUGUUCAUUCACUGGAGACUUGCUCUGAAUGGAUCAUUGAAUUCAUUCAGAACCUAGUGCAUUUUUUAGUUUGGCUUGCUUUGGCAUUGUCUAAAUGAACACUGCAAUCAUGCUGAUUCUCAGAUCACCGAUCACCAACAUAAUCUGUACUGAACAAGGUGGUCUAAAAAAACGAAGAACUCUGGAGCGCUUGUGAUGAGAAAGCAAACCAUAUCAACGAACCAUUGCACUUCUCCGAAACAGGUGCAUUGCAAGAAUACUGUCUCGACAAAGGAUAAAGCCUUGACUUUGUGCGUAAGAGACAGAGAGAUAACUUGUCAAUCAAAAACCCUUGAUUGACAUGCAUUGGAAGAAUGCUGUCUCGACACAGCCUGUAUAGUGCAUAAAAACACACCUGAGAACUGUUAAUAAGUUAAGCAAAAAAACAUUAUCUAACUCUUUACAUAUGAGCCAAUUAAACAAUAAUAAUUAUGUAAUUAAAAAUAUUUUUAAUUACAGUGACAGAUUACAAUAUAUUAACUAUGAAUUAACUUUAACAGUUUGCAAAUGAUUUUACUUUAUUACCAAAAUGUCAGAGUUUUAGAAGAUUUGAAGGAGAUGUGGAUGUAUUGCAACUGAAUUCUUUUUUUAAAGGUUAAACAUUUCAUCAUGUCAUCAAAGUUUUUUUUCUAUAACUUAUAGGAGGUAAACAGAGCAGGCUUUAUGAACAUAUUUUCUGACUGAAGGUGUGACUUUUUCAGAUACGACCGUGGAUUACUUCAUUUUGGGAGAUGCUUGUGAGUUAUUCUAAUUCUUUUAACUUUGGCAUGACUUGCCACACCUUGUACAACAUACUUUCAGACAGACUUUAAAAACUUCUAAAAAGAUGGAUAGCUUGUGACAUAUUUGGACUGCUUCUUCAGGUUGAACCUGUUUGUCAUGUUUCUAUAACUUAGGGUCUUACAGUUCCUGAAGCUUCAGGUAUAAGUUGAGCUCCUUCAAGCAAACUGAAGUUACUGCACUGUCUGCCUGAAGAAAAGCAGGAGUACAAACUUUCAGCAUUAAUGUCUUAUCUUAACAGGUGAAACAUCAACCACAUUACCUGGACCAAGAGAACUAAAAUCCACAUUUUUGGAAGGAUCUGCUCAGAGAAUGUUCCGGGACAGUUAUAACAAGUUUCACAGUAACAAAGACAUAACUGGAUCUCAAGCUGAGCUAAAUGUCAGUGCUGCAGCUCAGAGUGGAAGCAAUAUUACAGCACCUGCACUUACUAAAAAUACAAUAACAGGCAAUGUCCACAUCAUACAUAAUGCACCUGGUUUCACUGGGUAUCACAGAUACUCUGAAAAAACACAAACAUCAGAAAUCAGCUCAGCGAUUCACAAAUAUAAGAAGCUGAUCUGCAGUGAAUACCAGUAUGUGACUGAGUAUAACUCUCUGCCUGGUGAACAUGUGCUGCUGUCUGAGCGCUUCACACAACCUCUGAUCCUUAAGAAUCAUAGAGAUCCAAGAGAGAGAGAAGAAGAGAUCUGCUCCAGUGGAGAAAGAUUCCAGCAGGUCCUCAGCUUCAGGAGCAGUGAAGACUCUGUCCAUCUGAACUCUCUGUUUGACCCAGAUGGUCAUGGGAUCAGUCCCAGAGCUGUUAUACUGCAGGGAAAUUCUGGAAAUGGGAAAACCUUCACUGUUCAGAAGAUCAUGAUGGACUGGGCAUCUGGUGACCUCUACAAAGAGCGGUUUGAUAUUGUGUUCCACUUAAAGUGUAAAGAAAUAAACCGUAUUCCUGGCAAAAACAGUUUGGCGGAGAUCUUGAGUUACAGCUGCAGUUUAACAUCAGAUCAGAUCUCACAGAUGUUACAGCAUUCACCAGAGAAGGUGCUUUUCAUCAUUGAUGGAUUUGAUGAGCUGAAACUCACACAGGACAUUUAUCACACGUCACCAAACACUGAUCUGCUUCAGAAAGCGUCACCUGAGGUCAUUCUUUGUGACCUGCUGAGGGGUCGAAUCCUGCGAGAGUCCUUCCUGCUGGUCACCUCCAGAUCUACAGCUACGGACACACUGAGUAAACUGCUCAAAGGACCUCAAAGUUUCUCUGAGAUAAUUGGUUUCUCUGAGAAGGGGGUGGAGGAGUACUUCCAGAAGUUUUUUCAAAACGAGGCUCUUUUCAGGAAGGCUUAUACACUUGUAAAGCCAAAUGAAACACUCAUCACUGCCUGCUCCAUCCCUGUCGUCUGCUGGAUCAUCUGCACAACUAUCCAGGAACGAUUCAAAAUUGGUGCAGAUAUAACAAGAGGACUGGAAACCACCACCUCCAUCUAUGUUGACUUUGUGUCCACUCUACUGGAGCAUCACUGCCAGGGUUUGAGUCAGUCCGUCCCGACCCUGCUGAGGAGUCUGGGUCAGCUGGCAGAGAGAGGGAUUCUGGAACAGCAAGUCUUGUUUGAUGAGAAAAGUGUGAAUGAAACAGUUUCAGAUCCUGCUUGCAGUCCAUUCCUGUGCAAGUUCCUUUUUAAGAGAAGAAUCCACUCGGAGACAAUGUUCAGUUUCAUGCAUCUCAGCUUCCAGGAGUUCUUCACUGCUCUGUACUUUGUCCUUCUGGAUGAAGAAGAGUCCCAAAGGAAAUUUACACAGCUAUUUUCCAUUCACGAAAAGGCAGGUGGUUUUUCAAGAGGCAUUUCACGUUUAACAGCUGUGAUGCAGUUUGCUUUUGGCCUGUUGAAUAAGGAUGUGAGAGACACUCUUGGAAAGAAACAUGGUCUGUUUGUUCAUCCAAACACAGAGGCCUAUCUGAAAAAAAUGAUUUUAACAGAGAUUCAAAAAGAGACUUGGGAUUCAUAUACAAUAUGCUUUUGGAUUCACUGUCUGUACGAACUGCAUGAAGAGGACUUUGUAAAAAAAGCUAUGGAAUCCACACCUCAUAUAACUAUGUAUGGUUCAGUCAUCUUAAGAAGAAUAGACUGCUGGGCCCUGCUGUACUGCUCUCUGUGCUGUGAGUGCAUUGAAGAACUGGCUCUCCAUGACUGCAGAUUAUCAUCUGAAAAGUUGUCUAUUAUUCUGCCUGCACUCUGCAAGUUUAAGAAUUUAACGUUGAGUCCAGAAGGUCUAUCAUACGCUGAGCUUGCUGAACUGAUGUUUACUCUAACAAGAAGAAAGACCCUGAUCAUAAAGAGUGCCUGUAUUAGACCGUACAUUAAAGAUUGGUCUGUCGAAAGAGUGGAACUGUUUAUAAGAGAAGACGAAUACAGUAUGAGGAUAUCAUCUACACGAGACCCAAAGCAAAGUUUGAUAUCACUCUUCCUCACCUUUCCACACUCGGAGCUGAUCAGCAUUGACUGGACGAAACUUUUCCAGAUAUAUGAAAGGAAAUCCAGUGCAUUGUUGCCAUUUCUCCGUUCUUUCUUUGAACUGAAAAAGAUGGAAAUGACACUGGAUGUAUUGAAUAGGAAGUGGUCUGUGCAGAUCCUCCACAUCAUCCAGAAAUUCCCCAGUCUAACAGAACUCUCGGUACAUGCUUAUUUUUUACCGGAGGAGGGAAUCGAGAUCUUGCAGAGGUCAUGUGUGAGGCCAGCCUGUGAUUUGUCAUUUUCCGGGUACAGAUGCCAUAAAGAGUCUGAAAAAUGCACAAGUGGGAAAAAUGAAAGCUGCAAUCAUCAGGUGAAGAUUCAGCUGAAUUCCCAGGGCUUUUCUGUGGAGACAUUACGACAGCCCUUGUUUGGAAACUAAUGGUAAAGUGUUAUAACGGUUUACAGGAGUAAACUCCAGAAGCAGCAGCUGUACCAAGAACUGUGGAUGAGUGAAAAACGUAAAUAAAAUGAAUACAAAAUGCAGUUAGGUCUUGUAUUGUAAUUAUAGUAUGUUCUUAUUGUAUGAAGGAUUGCUGUGAAGAUUUGUAAAAUGUAAUUCAACAGACGUUAAACUUUAUUUUUAGGAACUCUUUGUUGCUGAUAUAUUUGAAGAGUCGUAGAAUCUGUAAUUAAUUUGUUUUGAUUUUGCAGUAUUAUGGCCAUAAAGGACCACCUAAUUCUCAAAAUUUGGUUCUGGCUAUGUAUGAAAAUUUAAUAAACAUGAACAUGUCUCUGUAGAUGUUAAACUAAAAUGUUGGCAAGUUUGGUGAAGGAAACACUUAAAAUGGAUUCAACCAAAAAUAAAAAUUUUGUUCAAAAACCCGUGAGACUCUCUCCUUUGAUUGAGGCUAAUUUAAUUAAUUAAAGCUAAUUUAAUUAAAUGGGACUUGACAAUCAUACUUUGCAAGAGACACUUGUAUUUUACAUGAUUAUAAUUUCUACAUAAAACUGUAUGGGUGAUGAGGAGAAAGCUGUAUUUGUUCA
Messenger RNA from Megalobrama amblycephala (Wuchang bream), 5136 nucleotides. Its product is annotated as NACHT, LRR and PYD domains-containing protein 1 homolog. NCBI's taxonomy places the organism in Eukaryota, Metazoa, Chordata, Actinopteri, Cypriniformes, Xenocyprididae. The coding region runs from base 1964 to 4531 and encodes 855 amino acids. Gene Ontology annotation, cellular component: cytoplasm. The transcript has 11 exons. The record is from RefSeq and is a predicted model, not a curated record.